CUACAUUCAUCACCUCUUCUUUUGUCUAAGCUCUUGUGUUAUUAUAUAAGCAUUUGGGUCUUCUCCAAACAUGAAAAGGAAGAGGAAAAACACCUAACACCUUCCAUUCACUUCUUUUUUCAGCUUUCCUGAUGGAAGAGAGCUCCAUCUAUUCCUCCACGAACAAACCUCUUUCUUCAUCUUCUUCCUAUGAAGAGAGUGGUUGGACUACGUAUCUUGAUGAUUUGUUACCAGAAGGGGAUAAAGAGACAUGUGUUUGUUCUAAUGGUUAUAGAAUUUCUUCCUCUCUAAUCUCUGAUGCUGCUUCUUGUGCUGCAUGGAAGCUUGACGAUCGAGCUGAGUGCUCGGCGCAAGCGUCUGAAAGAUUUAAGAAGUUGAAUUUUAAGAAGAGAAGGACUAGAGUUUUGGAUGAUGAUUCUUUGGAAGAUACUGCUAGUUCUCCUGUCAAUAGUCCCAAGGUUAGUGAACUACAACAAAAGGGUAUGAAACCAAACAAGAAAGAAGCUGAUGGAAGCAGUUUCCAGGAGAAGGAAGUUGGUUCUAGCAAUUGGAGAGACGUGCCGGCAGUUGAGAGAAAUGAAUUAGAUUUUAUUGAAAAUGAUUACUCAGAACUGAAGAAAAAAGGUCUUUGUUUGGUCCCAUUAUCCAUGUUAGUGAACCUUCUCUAAGUAUUCUCUCUCUCUCUCUCUC
Molecule: messenger RNA, 690 nt
Organism: Magnolia sinica
Lineage: Eukaryota; Viridiplantae; Streptophyta; Magnoliopsida; Magnoliales; Magnoliaceae
Product: vascular-related unknown protein 1-like
Exons: 3
Coding region: 132-668 (178 amino acids)
Biological process (GO): xylem development
Source: RefSeq, a predicted model, not a curated record